Messenger RNA from Saitoella complicata NRRL Y-17804, 1260 nucleotides. Its product is annotated as glycolipid 2-alpha-mannosyltransferase. Gene Ontology annotation, cellular component: Golgi apparatus; membrane. NCBI's taxonomy places the organism in Eukaryota, Fungi, Ascomycota, Saitoellomycetes, Saitoellales, Saitoellaceae. Gene Ontology annotation, biological process: protein N-linked glycosylation; cell wall mannoprotein biosynthetic process. The transcript has 2 exons. Gene Ontology annotation, molecular function: alpha-1,2-mannosyltransferase activity. Bases 1 to 1260 code for a protein of 419 amino acids. The record is from RefSeq and is a predicted model, not a curated record.
AUGAAUGAGGAGCAUGUUCCACCACACAACGACGAGUUCAAGGACGCGAUGGAGCCCGAAAAGACGGACGCAGAGAAAGAGAAGGACCGCUGGGACGACACCACGAGAACACCCGAAAAGACCGAGGAAAAGCCAGCAGCGCAAUCCCUCUCCAAAGAAAAACCCCCUGCCAAGACCGACACCGACACCCCAAAAGACGUCCCACCCAUUUCAAAGUCACUAACAAAAAUCCCCGAUCCCUUCGUCAAUGCAGCCCUCGUCAUGCUCGUCCGCAACGAAGAACUCCACGCUGCCCGCUACGCCAUGCGCCAAGUCGAAGACCGCUUCAACCGUCGUUACGGAUACCCCUGGGUCUUCCUAAACGACGUCCCCUUCACCGAAGAAUUCAAAACAAUGACAUCCGGCAUCGCGUCUGGCAAGGCUCACUACGCACAAAUCCCGAAAGAACACUGGAGCAUGCCCCAAUGGAUCGAUAAAUCUGAAGCCCGGAAACGCAUGAAGAAGAUGGGCGAGGAGGGCAUUAUCUACGGCGAAUCCGAAUCAUACCGCCAUAUGUGUCGUUUCAAUUCUGGGUUUUUCUACCGUCAGGAGGUGAUGCAACAAUUCCGGUACUACUGGCGCGUCGAGCCUUUCGUCGAGUAUUAUUGUGAUGUGGUGGAGGAUCCUUUCCGAUUCCUCGCCGUCCAUAAUAAGACGUAUACCUUCACCAUGGCACUAUACGAGUACGAAGCCACCAUCCCGACACUCUGGGAAGCUGUCCGGGAAUUCGCGAAGAAACACCCUGAAUACAUCCAUCCGGACUCAGCUAUCCAAUUCCUCACCGACACGCCCGGCGCGGGACUUUCAGGCCCGUAUAACCUCUGCCACUUCUGGUCCAACUUCGAAAUCGCCGAUCUUGAAUUUUUCCGCGGAGAAGCGUACGAGGCAUUUUUCGCCUUCCUUGACCGCCGCGGCGGAUUUUUCUACGAGCGAUGGGGUGAUGCACCUAUCCACUCCAUCGCAGCCGCCUUAUUCCUCCCACGUUCGGCUAUCCAUUUCUAUGAUUCGAUUGGAUAUCGGCAUGCGCCGUACACGCAUUGUCCACAGGAUCGGGAGAGUCAUGAUAGUGGGCGGUGUAGUUGUGAACCUGGGAGUACGUUCGAUUAUGAUGGGUAUGGGUGUUUGGAACGGUGGUUGAGGGUUGUGGAAAUGGAGUAUCCGGCUUGGCCGGGGUUGGCGAGGAGUCCGACGGUUGAGAUGAUUAGGGAUAAGGGGUUGUGA